Messenger RNA from Prosopis cineraria, 1067 nucleotides. RefSeq lists its product as uncharacterized. Bases 322 to 840 code for a protein of 172 amino acids. NCBI's taxonomy places the organism in Eukaryota, Viridiplantae, Streptophyta, Magnoliopsida, Fabales, Fabaceae. Gene Ontology annotation, biological process: rRNA 5'-end processing. The record is from RefSeq and is a predicted model, not a curated record. The transcript is spliced from 8 exons.
UGACUCUUCAUCCUCAAUAAAAAAAAAAAAAAACUUGCAUCCCCUGCAACAACACGGCUUGAUAGGGCGCUUUCUGCAACCACACUGAACUCUGAACCCUCCCAAGCUUGUCUGCUGUGCUGCUGCUCCUGGCCGUGGAAGAACGCAGCCGCUCCGUGCCAUUGCUGCCAUUGCUCCUAGUGGAAGAAUCCAUCGCAACGCAUCUGCGGUUCCGACUUCUACCAUCUCAAGACUCAAGUUUCUUUCAAGUGUGACUUCGCCGCACCCGGUUGCCUUCUAUCAUCAAUUGUUUGUUGACUUCAUUCAACCGAAAUUUUGCUGAUGAGGUUUGUGAAGCCGUACCAAUUGUUUCUUAGUACGAUGAAGGAGACUAAGAGGAAACGAGGGCGAUUACUCGGUUUAGAUGUUGGCGAUAAAUAUGUUGGGUUAGCUGUUUCAGACCCUGAUAACAAAGUUGCCUCACCUCUCAGUGUUCUGGUCAGGACAAAGUCAAAUAUUGAUUUAAUGGCCUCUGAUUUUAAUCUACUGAUUUCUAAAUUUUCUUUGAAGGGUUUUGUUAUUGGUGUUCCUUUUGAUAGGCAACGAGCUCAUAAUGAGGCUGUACUAGUAAAGGCCUUCAUAGAUGACCUCAGGGGAACGGGAAAGCUUGAAGGUCUACAAUUUACAUAUUGGAAUGAACGCUUCACGUCAAAGAAUGUAGAGUUGCUUCUAAGGGAUUUGGAUAUAAGUCCAUUUCAAUCCAAGACUAUUCUUGACAAGUUUGCUGCUGUUGGAAUACUUCAGGGGUACCUGGAUUUUGUUAAUAGAAGAAUGAAGCAGGCCGAAGAACUCGCCAAAUAAUGGAAGUGCUUUCAAGCUUUUCAACCUUGCGAUAAACAAAUUUACUUGAUUGUAACUUGUCAAAACGUUUUUUUUUUUUUUAAAUUCUUGUAUAUGCUUGUAUAAGAUGUUUGUGUUCGUCUUGGCUAGAUUAGUUUUUGGGUCUUUUAAGUGUACAUGAGAGUUUGAAUCUUGAACCUUUUUUUUUUAUAUAUAUAUAUAUCCUGAAUCUUGAACUUUCACCUGCA